Drosophila albomicans is the source of this 2528-nucleotide messenger RNA. It is a transcript of the gene Klp54D, whose product is annotated as kinesin-like protein KIF12. Gene Ontology annotation, biological process: microtubule-based movement. Lineage: Eukaryota; Metazoa; Arthropoda; Insecta; Diptera; Drosophilidae. The coding region runs from base 232 to 2418 and encodes 728 amino acids. The transcript has 8 exons. Gene Ontology annotation, molecular function: microtubule binding; ATP binding; microtubule motor activity. The record is from RefSeq and is a predicted model, not a curated record.
AGUUGACGAGGCAUACGGUCGGUGGUCGAUCUCCGGUCAAGCAAUUUUUGUUAAAUUUCCGUAUCCUUCUUGAUUGCGUGGCUAUUACGGCCCUCUUGUUGUUGUUGUUGUUAUUGUGUGUGUGUUAAUUUGUGUGUGCUUUAUGAGUGUUUAGGCCAUGUUGCCUUUGCCGCUGGCCAAGUCGAAUCGUGCGCAAAUAUUCCAAGUGUUGUUACCCUUUAACGGGCCGAAAUGGUGCGACGCGCCUCGAGCGUGCCGCAUCUGAAUAACAGCGGCGCCAGCAGCGCCGAUAGCGUCACAACUACCCGCGGACGUGCUCCAGCUGGAGGUGUGCGUCUCAAGCGCUCCACUGGCGGCAAGGCGACGACGCCGACACAACAGCGUCAGAGCUCCGGCAGCAGCAGCGGCUCCCGUGUACCGCGUUCCCGCAGUCUGACCAACGGCAUGCGACGUCUGAGUCCCCAAAAGGGCGGCAGCAGCGGCAGUUCACGCAACACCCCAUACUUUCUACGGUCGCGUGAAAACGAAAUUGGUAGUGCUGAUACUCUGGAAAUCGUGGCCUCCAAGUCAACGGGAACGGCCAGCGAGGAGCCAUCGACGCCCGAGGACAACAUCAAUGUGGUGGUGCGUGUGCGUCCAUUGAACGACAAGGAAAAGCGUGACAGGCACGGACCGACUCUGCAGUUUCCUGGCAAUGGACAAGUCAUCAUUGAGGGCAAUGACAUGGGCGCAAAGCGAUCCCAUAAUCGCGAUAGUGUUCGCGUCUUUACGUACAAUGUGGUCUUUGAACCUGGCGCCACACAGGAGGAUAUCUUGGACUAUUCUGGCAUUAAGCGUAUUAUUGAGAUGGGCAUAGAGGGCUUCAGCUGUACGGCCUUUUGCUAUGGACAAACGGGCUCGGGUAAAACACAUACACUCACCGGACCACCUGAUUUGUUUAUGGGUAAACCGAAUCCAAAAGAUCCACGACAUGGCCUGAUCUUCCGCUCGUUUGUGUACCUCUUCCAGUUGAUUAAAAAUCGCAAAGAUGUUAACUAUGUACUCAAGGCGUCCUUUAUGGAGAUUUACAACGAACGAGUAAUCGAUUUGCUCAAUCCGGGAAGCGCUCGGAAACCGUUGGCUGUGCGAUGGUCCAAAAAAUCCGGUGGCUUCUUUGUGGAAAAUCUAUUUACCGUGGACUGCGAGGAACUCGAUGAUUUGCUCGCCGUGCUCGAGGAGGGUAUGAGAAAUCGCGCUGUGGGUUCGCAUGCGAUGAACGAUCAUUCAUCACGCUCCCAUACGAUUUUAACCGUACAUAUACUAUCCGAUCAACAAACCGAUGGCGGGGUAUUUCUUUCUAAACAUGGCAAGAUCAAUUUCGUAGACUUGGCUGGCAGCGAACUGACCAAGAAAACCAUGAGCGAGGGCAAAACCCUCGAGGAGGCGAACAACAUUAACAAGAGUCUCAUGGUGCUCGGCUACUGCAUCUCAUCGCUGAGUGACAACAAGAAACGCAGUGGUCACAUUCCCUACAGGGACAGCCAGUUGACAAAACUGUUGGCCGACAGUCUAGCAGGAAAUGGUGUUACCCUGAUGAUUGCCUGUGUGUCGCCGGCUCACUAUAAUCAUGCCGAGACGCUUAAUACUCUGCGCUACGCGUCACGGGCGAAACGGAUACGAACGAAACCCGUUAUCAUGAUGGAUCCCCGAGAGGCACUGAUUCUCAGCCUGAAGAGGGAUAUACAUGCGCUGCAGAUGGAGAAUGAACAUCUGAAGGCGGCUCUCAACCUGCAUCAUCAGGCGGGAACAGUGGGAGAUCCUGUUGCCAACCUGUUGGAUCUGCAACUAGAGCGUGUAAACAGCGGUGAUGCAGGCAUUCCAGUGCCCAAAGUGGAUCUUGAGCGGCUGCCCGAAUUGGAUGGCACCGAACUGGCCGAGCUCGUGAAACUCUAUAUGGCCGAAAACGAAUCACUGCGGCAGGAAAAUAAUCAUCUGUUUACGGUGCGCGAAACAAUACUUAGGGACCAGGAGAUUGUGUGCAGGGAAAACGAACGAUUGCUCAAGAAAUUGGAGGAAGUCAACAAUGUAUGUGUGCGUUCACCUUUGAUACCCGCUCGACCGGCAUUUUCGCCAACAACUGGCAAAGAAACACCCGGUACCGAGAUCUGGACAAAUCCUGACCCAGCUGUUCCAGCAGCAGCAACAACACCAACAGCCCUUCUCCCCCUUGACCAACGGAUGUCUGAGGACGAGAACAAGCGUACUCAUACGGCACAGAAACGUAUUGAUCAACAGCGCAUCGCCAAGAAUAUUUUGUUAAUGGCAAAUGCGUUUAGGAAACCUAAUGCUCAGCCAGAACAGGCUACGGAGAACAACAAUACCAUCAGCAAAAACAAUAAUUCAGUUCAAUCUGAUUAUAUGCCAGACAUGCUCACAUAAUAAUUCUGCACACAUAAAUAAUGAAUAUAUAUUUUUGAAACAAUGAACAUGCGAUAAAACGCAACUUAAAUAAAUACCGUUAAAAAUUCAAAGUAUUUUUCUUUGCGCUG